This is a messenger RNA of Verruconis gallopava, 1698 nucleotides long. RefSeq lists its product as uncharacterized. Gene Ontology annotation, biological process: mitotic spindle organization. The coding region runs from base 1 to 849 and encodes 282 amino acids. Gene Ontology annotation, molecular function: dynein complex binding. NCBI's taxonomy places the organism in Eukaryota, Fungi, Ascomycota, Dothideomycetes, Venturiales, Sympoventuriaceae. The transcript has 2 exons. The record is from RefSeq and is a predicted model, not a curated record. Gene Ontology annotation, cellular component: dynactin complex.
AUGCUUUCAACCGGUGCUAGGUUAGCUUUUGAGGUUUUGAAGAUGUGUCUGCUGUUUCUGAGCUAUGUGCCAGCGGUGUGGAACGAGUUCAUGAAAUGUCUGUCGCAAGGCUUCGUGCAAGGCUGGCUCGAAGCUGCCACUCCGACUUCGGCCAAACAAAUCUCCCGUCCGUCGAGAAAGGAAGGCCACCAGAAAGCUGUUGAACAGGUGGGCGAAACAGAAAUGUCUGAGGCGAAACCGUCGCGUCCGGCGUCCAAACGUCUGUCGACGGUGCCGGCGGCUCCAAAGCCUCCGGCGAACAUCGAUCCAUCUGUCAUAAUCGCCAACCACGCGACGCUCGCUGGUGUUUUCCCAAUCACGAUAGGGCCCCAGGCCGUGCUCCAUCCGUAUGCCAAGGUCGUCGCGGUUGCUGGACCAGUAGAAAUUGGCGAAGGGACCGUGAUAGCUGAGCGAGCUGUCAUCGGUAUCAACGAUGAAGGCAGUGGCAAGGAUGAUGAGGACGCGGGCUUGGGCGGGAGAUUCGUAAUGCUUGAACGCGACUGCAUCAUUGAAAGCGGCGCGCAAGUCGCGGCAAAGUUAGUCGGCGAAGGCACUUUUAUUGACGCAUUUGCUGUUGUCGGCGAGGGUUGCGUGAUUGGAAAGUUUUGCAAGAUCCUUCCUCAUGCACGAAUAGCCCCCAACACUGUCAUCGAGGACUUUACGAUCGUUUACGGCCAGAAUAAGCGGCGCAAGGACACGACGGCCAUUUCGGACCCGAUGAUUCUCGAGCUGCGGAAAGCUGCUCAUCGGAAGCAGCUGAAGACGCUUCAGAUGCUUAUUCCGAGCAACCUUGCCAAGUGGACGACAUAAGGCUUGGUUCCAACAUGUCCAAGCAAGUAAGCGUUUCCAGAACAUUUGUCCAUAGAACCUCAUCGAAUCGCGCUGUGCCUUCACCAACUGAUAAGCUGCUUGCUUCUAUCAAAUCCGCCUCGCAGCUGAUACUCCGGCUUAUGCACUUUGCCUUGCAACACCGUGUACUUGACGAUGUUCUCACAGUCCUCCGGCCUGACUCUGGCAAUCCAAAUGCAUUGGGAUGCACCGAGGUUCACCUCCUGGGCUUCUUUGCUACCCGGGUGAGCCUUGACCUCGUCCACCUUGUGCUCUUCCUUUUCGGUCUCACACGCCUCGCCGUCUAGUUUUGGCGCUGAGGCUCGCCGGUAUAUCAUCACAUUCGCAGAGAACUUGUGACCCCCCACGUGCGAAAUGAAAUAUAUGCCGACACCGCCCGGUCGCUCGUCGUGGAGAUCGCGGUACAGACCCAGCGGCCGCAGAUGUCUUUCGAACUCCUUGCGCAGCAAUGGCGCUGAUUGUCCGCAGCGCGCAUCACGCGUCUUUUGAGAGCAGAGGAGGAUGAGAUAGUUGUGUGGGCAUGGCCGUACUUUCAACUUGAGUUCCGGAGGUAUCGAUGGUUCAGACGUCACUGCGCUGGUAACCUGAUUCGGUUCGCCCAAAGGGUCUGUGUUUUUGGGCGCCGAAUUUAUGACGUGUGUUAUGAGGCCCGGGACACUUGACGGGGUUACGUUCUCAAUUAUGGUGAAGGCAGGGAGAAGGAGGACGGUCGUCGAGUUUGGGACCUCUGGGUUCUCAGGCACCGGGAUAUUUGAGGCCGAGAGCAUUAGUUUCUGGAGCACAAAUAUCAGCGUGACGCGCCAACUUGUG